Artibeus jamaicensis (Jamaican fruit-eating bat) is the source of this 5564-nucleotide messenger RNA. RefSeq names its product unc-5 netrin receptor B (gene UNC5B). The record is from RefSeq and is a predicted model, not a curated record. Gene Ontology annotation, cellular component: membrane. Bases 466 to 3303 code for a protein of 945 amino acids. Gene Ontology annotation, biological process: anterior/posterior axon guidance; netrin-activated signaling pathway. Gene Ontology annotation, molecular function: protein binding; netrin receptor activity. The transcript is spliced from 17 exons. NCBI's taxonomy places the organism in Eukaryota, Metazoa, Chordata, Mammalia, Chiroptera, Phyllostomidae.
UAGCGAGCUGCAACGCUCAGCAUUGUGGCAGGCGGCGAGGACCCGUGAGGGUGCCGAGGCUGCGGGCUGCGGUGGGGCACAGAAAGGCGCACCACAAGGGGGCUCGGACGGCACAGCAUAGGCUGUUGCGAACGCGGCUGAGCGCACUCACCUUCGGUCGCCCAACUUCGCAGCCAGAGGGUGUGAGCUCGGAGAGCGCUCGGAUCCCGGGAGGCAGAGGAACGCAGAGAGGGGCGCGUCGGAGCCUGGCUCCAGGGCGGGCGCCCAGCACCCGGCGCGCUCCAAGCGCCUGGCGGCCCUCUGUGCAGCGUGGCUGCCGCUGCCCCAACGGAGGGCACGGGCUGGCGCGGCCGGGCGCCGGGGAGGACGGCGUGGAGGCGGCGGCGGCGGAGGAGACGGCGGCGGCGAGGCUGGGGCCAGGGAGAGAGCCCCGGGGUAGAGGCGCCGGAGCCGGGCCACGGGAGCAUGUGGGCCCAGAGUGGAGCGCGGGGCGCGCUGCUGCUGGCGCUGCUCCUCUGCUGGGACCCGAGGCUGAGCCAAGCAGGCACUGAAUCCGGCAGCGAGGUGCUCCCUGACUCCUACCAGUCAGCGCCGGCCGAGCCGCUGCCCCACUUCCUGCAGGAGCCGGAAGAUGCCUACAUCGUGAAGAACAAGCCGGUGGGGCUGAGCUGCCGCGCCUUCCCUGCCACACAGAUCUAUUUCAAGUGCAAUGGCGAGUGGGUCAGCCAGAAUGACCACGUCAUGCAGGAGGGCCGGGACCAGGCCACUGGCCUGCCAGUGCGGGAGGUGCAGAUCGAGGUGUCUCGGCAGCAGGUGGAGGAGCUGUUCGGGCUGGAGGAUUACUGGUGCCAGUGCGUGGCCUGGAGCUCUGCAGGCACCACCAGGAGUCGCCGGGCCUAUGUCCGCAUCGCAUACCUGCGCAAGAACUUUGACCAGGAGCCUCUGAGCAAGGAAGUACCCCAUGACCACGAGGUUCUCCUGCAGUGCCGCCCACCGGAGGGGGUGCCUGUGGCUGAGGUGGAAUGGCUCAAGAAUGAGGACGUCAUUGACCCUACCCAGGACACCAACUUCCUGCUCACCAUCGACCACAACCUCAUCAUCCGCCAGGCCCGCCUGUCAGACACAGCCAACUAUACCUGCGUGGCCAGGAACAUGGUGGCCACACGCCGCAGCACCACUGCCACCGUCAUCGUCUAUGUGAACGGCGGGUGGUCCAACUGGGAAGAGUGGUCGCCCUGCUCCAACCGCUGUGGCCGCGGCUGGCAGAAGCGCACACGGACUUGCACCAACCCCACCCCGCUCAACGGAGGAGCCUUCUGUGAGGGCCAGGCCACCCAGAAGACGUCCUGCACCACCGUGUGCCCAGUGGACGGAGCGUGGACGGAGUGGAGCAAGUGGUCAGCCUGCGGCACCGAGUGUGCCCACUGGCGCAGCCGGGAGUGCAUGGCGCCCCCGCCCCAGAAUGGAGGCCGAGACUGCAGCGGGGCUCUGCUCGACUCCCAGAACUGCACCGGGGGGCUGUGCCUGCAAGAUAAGAAAACUCUAAGUGACCCCAAAAGCCACCUCCUGGAGUCUUCGGGGGAUGUGGCAUUGUAUGCCGGCAUCGUGGUGUCCGUCCUCGUGCUGGUGGCUGUCCUCAUGGUGGUGGGGGUGGUGGUGUACCGCCGCAAGUGCCGAGACUCGGACGCUGACAUCACCGAUUCGUCCGCCGCCCUGACUGGAGGCUUCCACCCAGUCAACUUCAAGACCACAAGGCCCAGCCAGCCGCAGCUCCUGCACCCCUCCGUGCCUCCGGACCUCACAGCCAAUGCCAGCAUCUACCGGGGGCCGGUGUACGCCCUGCAGGACUCAGCCGACAAGAUCCCCAUGACCAACUCGCCCCUGCUGGACCCCCUGCCCAACCUCAAGAUCAAGGUCUACAGCUCCAGCACCACCGGUUCUGGGUCAGGCCUGCCAGACGGGGCUGACCUGCUAGGGGUGCUGCCGCCGGGCACGUACCCUGGUGACUUCUCCCGGGAGACCCACCUCCUGCACCUGCGCAGUGCCAGCCUCGGCUCCCAGCAGCUCCUGGGCCUGCCCCGUGACCCAGGGAGCAGUGUCAGCGGUACCUUUGGCUGCCUGGGCGGGAGGCUCAGCGUCCCUGGCACAGGGGUCAGCCUGCUGGUGCCCAAUGGAGCCAUCCCCCAGGGCAAGUUCUACGAAAUGUACCUCCUUAUCAACAAGGCAGAAAGCACCCUCCCACUUUUGGAAGGGACCCAGACAGUAUUGAGCCCCUCGGUGACCUGUGGGCCCACAGGCCUGCUGCUGUGCCGCCCCGUCAUCCUCACGGUGCCCCACUGUGCCGAAGUCAGUGCCAGCAACUGGAUCUUCCAGCUCAAGACCCAGGCCCACCAGGGCCACUGGGAGGAGGUGGUGACCCUGGACGAGGAGACCCUGGACACCCCUUGCUACUGCCAGCUGGAGGCCAGGUCCUGCCACAUCCUGUUAGACCAGCUGGGCACCUAUGUCUUCAUGGGUGAGUCCUAUUCCCGCUCGGCAGUCAAGCGGCUCCAGCUGGCCAUCUUCGCCCCGGCCCUCUGCACGUCCCUGGAGUACAGCCUCAGGGUCUACUGCCUGGAGGACACGCCUGUAGCAUUGAAGGAGGUGCUGGAGCUGGAGCGGACCCUGGGUGGCUACCUUGUGGAGGAGCCCAAACCCCUGCUGUUUAAGAACAGUUACCAUAACCUGCGCCUCUCCCUGCACGACAUCCCCCACGCUCACUGGAAGAGCAAGCUGCUGGCCAAGUACCAGGAGAUCCCCUUCUACCACAUUUGGAGUGGCAGCCAGAAGGCUCUUCACUGUACCUUCACCCUGGAGAGGCACAGCCUGGCCGCCACGGAGUUCGCCUGCAAGAUCUGCGUGCGGCAGGUGGAAGGGGAAGGCCAGAUAUUCCAGCUGCACACCACACUGGCAGAGACACCUGCUGGCUCCCUGGAUGCCCUCUGCUCUGCCCCCAGCAGCACACUGACCACCCAGCUGGGACCCUAUGCCUUCAAGAUCCCACUGUCUAUCCGCCAAAAGAUAUGCAACAGCCUGGACGCCCCGAACUCGCGGGGCAAUGACUGGCGCCUCUUGGCGAAGAAGCUCUCCAUGGACCGGUACCUGAACUACUUUGCCACCAAAGCAAGCCCCACAGGUGUGAUCCUGGACCUCUGGGAAGCUCUGCAGCAGGAUGACGGGGACCUCAACAGCCUGGCCAGUGCCUUGGAAGAGAUGGGCAAGAGUGAGAUGCUGGUGGCCAUGGCCACUGACGGGGACUGCUGAGCUGCCCAGACUGCGGGCUCAGAGGGACUGGCAGGUGGCGGUUUACGGGGAGGCCAGGCAGCUUCCCGUGGGGCAGUUCGGCCUCCAUGGCCCCCCAACUCACAGCCAGAGUCACCCCUCCUGCCCCUCCCUCACCCCACCCCCAGACCACAACCAGCCUUAGGAAUUCCGGGGACUCUGGUGUCAGGAGGACCUGGUGUCCCGUCCCCACCCUUGCUGUCUCUCCUGGCCUCAGACCUUCGUGCAGAAACCAGAGGGGCUGAGGCCCCCGGAAGCAGUGAGGGGAGCAAGGGGUGGUCCUCCUUCCACCUCUGCCCUCCACCACCCUGCACAUGCAGCCCUGGGACCUCUGGGUCAAGUUCGUUUUAGUUUUGUUCUUAAUUUCCUUCCUCAGCUACUCGUUUCUCCCUCCUCCCUAAGCCCUCUGUCUUCACACCAUUUUCCUCUUUGAAGAGUCAAGUACAGUUCAGACAGACUGCUUUCUCCUGUCCAAAAGCUAAAUGAGAGAAAGAAAGCUUCAUACUGCUAGUAAGGCUCAAAGAAGAAGAAGAAGAAAAACACCAAAACCACAAGGGAAAAGAAAAACCCAGUUUCUUAGGAAACGCAAAUGAUUUAUUAUCCAGAUAUUUGGAUAAGUCUUUUUAAGAAAAAAAGAAAGAAAAUGAAAAAUAACACAAAAAAAUAGAAAACUCUUUUCUUGAGUGUGGAUGAAUGUGGGCUCACUCACGGUUCUGGCCAGGAGCAAGCGAGCAAGGGGGAGAGAGAGAGAGAGAGAGAGUAUGUGUGUGUGUGUGUGUGUGUGUGUGUGUGUGUGUGUGUCUGUGUGAGUGAGACUAGGGAGAGAGGGACCCGUUGCUGCUAAUGAUUCCAUCUUAGACGGAAUUCUUACAAGCCCUCCAUUUCCCCCAGUUAUACAGGCUCAGGUGGGGAUUUAGCCAUGGUACAUGAUUCCCUCUAAAAUCUUAAGGAGACGCUGAGUUCAUAAAGCCAAGGAGCCCUGAGCUCCGGAGUGAGUGGGGUUCUCCCUCCCUUCCAGGCUGCUCUGGGCCCCGGGAGGGACCUGUGGGCCGCCCAGGCCAGCUGUGCCGCCGGGGAGACUGUCCAGCACCAGGGUCUGGUGGCUCCCGGAGAGGGGGCGUGGCCUGGAAGCGGGGCCCUAGCAGAGAAAGAAGUGGGAUAUGAGGGAGUCCUGUGGGUACCUCUUCUGCUCCACCCUAAGGCGGGGCCAGCCAGGACGCCCGCUCCCGGCAGCCUCUAGAACAGGUAGGCUGGAGCAGGUUGGCAUUCUUUUAAAUCCCAGGAACCCAGAACUCGCCCUUCCCCCACUGUCUCCUUCCAUGAGACAGAAAAGGGGGAUGAGAGGGCCGCUCUAGCGUCAGAAGCCUGAGCUGGGCCUCGGUGGUGCGGCUUUGAGGAAUGUGUUAGCGGCAGCCCCGCCGCCUGGGAGGCUGGGAGGUGGGUGGCCUGCCUGAGCUUUAAUGCCCUCCCACCCUCCCAGAGUGGAGGAGGGAGGGUGGAGGGCAAUUCUCUCAACUCUGAUCUCUGCAGGCACCUCCCUCCCUCCCUCUCUCACCCUCCCUGUCUCACUCUCCCUCUGUAGUCUGGGAGUUCCUGAGGUGGGUAACUUUUGAACAGGAAGGGUUGCCAGAGAGGAGGGGCUGGCACCCCCUCACCAGCCUAUUCCAGGAUGUUCUGAGGGGCCAGCAGGGACCUGGCUCAGGGGGAGAUGCAUCCCUGUCCCUUUUCAGCUGUCUGACGGUGGGUGGGACCAGGCCCCUGGCUCGGAGACUUCAUCAAAGGCCUCGCUGCGGCACCCAGGCAAAGCACGUGCCAGCCCCAGGCACGGACCCUGCGCUUGCCCCAACAGGCCCACAAACCACUGCCGGAACCAGCCUGGGCACCUCCCAGCCUCUGAAAGUCUGGUCACCUGAGAGGAGAGCAGGUCUUAGGGCUGCAGCUCCAGCCACCAUCCCCAGCCUGGCUUCCCUGCCCCCCUCGGCAUGUGUGCCGGCCCUGGGCCGGUGAGGUCCUGCUCAGAAGUUCACAAGGGUUCCCCGUGUCAGGGCUGCUGAAGGGGACAGGCCCUCCUGGGGGCUGGGACCCCAGUGCCUGUGUGGUUGCUGCCUCAGGCAAGGCCGUGAGCCACCCUUGUCAGGAGUUUCUGCCACCGGGGCUCGCGUCCGGGCCACUCCAGCCCCAGUCAUAGGGGCCUGUGUGAUAGAUCGUAUGGAGUCGAGAGCAGCCGGACCAGUGCCACCGGG